Lymnaea stagnalis (great pond snail) is the source of this 32507-nucleotide messenger RNA. The record is from the annotation of a GenBank genome assembly. NCBI's taxonomy places the organism in Eukaryota, Metazoa, Mollusca, Gastropoda, Lymnaeidae.
GUUAUGUUAACACUGGCAGACCCGAACGAAUACCGUCUGGUGCGAGACUUGAUGAAGGGCUACGACAAGAGGAUAAGACCCUCACUCAACCACACGGACGCCCUUAACGUGACCUUUGGCCUGGCACUUGUGCAAAUCAUCGACGUGGUGAGUGUCGUGAUGCUGUAUCCGUUUUACGUCAAUCUGUAUUCUGUUUAACUCUGUCCCAAACGUUAGGAUUUUCUUGUGUUCUUUUUUUUUUUAAUGUUUUAUUAUGUAUAUAUUUUUGAUAUUUAUGUUUUUGUCUGUUUAUUUUUAACUCCUUCUCUUGGUCUCUUUUUCCCAGUCUUGUUGUCUGCCAAUUGUUUACAUGCAAAUCGAGUUUUUUUUUAAAGACUCGAUUUGUUCUUCUCUUAAAACUUAUUGUCUUAAAACGAAUUUUCCCCAACGUAUCUCUUUUAAUAAAAGAUAAAUAGGGCUAUUAAUGUUUCCUUAACAAAAUGUCUAGGUAAGCCACCGCCGCACUGGCAUUAAUUCAUUAUCCCGUUUUUAGUUUAAAGAUGGUAGAUAUAAAGAUAGAUCUAGUCGUCAAAGGAUACAAAGGGAAUUAAGCAUGUCAUGUUACGUCAUAGUUUUCGUCACAAACUUCAUCCUUUCCUUUACUAUAAAACCAACGCAAUCUCUGUUGAACUGAUCCCUUGCAUAAUCACUUUGCCAAAACUCGGGGGAUGAACUUCCGAAUUUUAAUCAAUGGUAAUAUUUCCUGUAUCACUCAGAUACUGUGUCGAUAAUGAAACUCUGUGUCUUUCAGCAAAUGAAUACUUUGUGAUACCUUUUUAUUUACCACAUUUUUAAAUUCAUUCAAAAUAAGAGGAGAUUUAACUGGGAAAAAUACAACCCAAGUUGUUCGUUUUGUAAAACAGGCCUGUCACUUGCCGAGAUUCAAACCAUUUCAAAGUAAUGAGUGAUAAAGUGAAGAACUUUAUUUAGGCCAUUCCUGUGUCCAGAAUGUUACCCUCGUAUAGUGUGAAAUAUAGAUUGAAGAUUCGAAUUUAUGUUUUAUACAUCCUACAACGAAUAGAGUUGAAUAAAGUUGCGCAAGAAAUCGAUGAAGAUUUGGGAGGGGGGGUAUAAAAUAAUAUAGGAUAUAAGGAAGGGGUGCACGGGGGAAGGAUGGGGGCCGUAAUUUCAUAUCUACUCAGGGCAAACAGAUAAAAGCCCUCUCCAAAUAGUGAUGGGAUAGCUUCUCCCGUCAUGCCUAGUGCAGGCCAACUGAAGCAGGGAAAAUCUAGCCAACCUUGCUAAAUUUAAAUCUUGUAGUUUAUCACUACUUUAGACACUUGUAAUCUUUUUGUUCAUCACUACUUUAGACACUUGUAAUCUUUUUGUUCAUCACUACUUUAGACACUUGUAAUUUUUUUGUUCAUCGCUACUUUAGACACUUGUAAUCUUUUUGUUUAUCACUACUUUAGACACUUGUAAUCUUUUUGUUCAUCACUACUUUAGACACUUGUAAUCUUUUUGUUCAUCACUACUUUAGACACUUGUAAUUUUUUUGUUCAUCACUACUUUAGACACUUGUAAUCUUUUUGUUCAUCACUACUUUAGACACUUGUAAUCUUUUUUUUCAUCGCUACUUUAGACACUUGUAAUCUUUUUGUUCAUCACUACUUUAGACACUUGUAAUUUUUUGUUCAUCGCUACUUUAGACACUUGUAAUCUUUUUUUUCAUCACUACUUUAGACACUUGUAAUCUUUUUGUUCAUCACUACUUUAGACACUUGUAAUCUUUUUUUUCAUCGCUACUUUAGACACUUGUAAUCUUUUUGUUCAUCACUACUUUAGACACUUGUAAUUUUUUGUUCAUCGCUACUUUAGACACUUGUAAUCUUUUUUUUCAUCACUACUUUAGACACUUGUAAUCUUUUUGUUCAUCACUACUUUAGACACUUGUAAUCUUUUUUUUCAUCGCUACUUUAGACACUUGUAAUCUUUUUGUUCAUCACUACUUUAGACACUUGUAAUCUUUUUGUUCAUCGCUACUUUAGACACUUGUAAUCUUUUUGUUCAUCACUACUUUAGACACUUGUAAUCUUUUUGUUCAUCGCUACUUUAGACACUUGUAAUCUUUUUGUUCAUCACUACUUUAGACACUUGUAAUCUUUUUGUUCAUCACUACUUUAGACACUUGUAAUCUUUUUGUUCAUCGCUACUUUAGACACUUGUAAUCUUUUUGUUCAUUCUCUAGGGACUUAUUCUCUUGUGUAAUUCAUCGCUACUUUAGAGACUUAUUCUCUUGUAAUUCAUCGCUCCUUUAAAGAUUUUUUUCUCCUGUAGUUGAUCACUAAUUUAGAGACGCUAAUAAUUAUAUAGCUUUGUAUUGAUCAAAAUUGUAAUGAAUAUUGGUUGAAACUAUAUAGUGUAAAUACAAAUAUGAAUUCUCAGCAAUUACGCGGAAAAUAUCCCAAACAGAUCAAAUUUAUAGCAUACCAUCUUUUACUAAAUAAUAAAAUUAUGCGGGGCAGUCUUCCUUAGACAGGAAUAGUAUACACACGUCAUACGCAGCAAUGAAAUAUAAAUAUGCAAUUACUUAAAUGAAUCAUAUUUUUUUUAAAAAUAAUAAUAUGCAUUGCUGUCGCUGAGUAUAAUAUUUUUUUUCUCUAAAAAGUGGUAUUCGAAAAUUUACAACACUUUCAAAAGAAAUGGAAACUUAUUCUUCAGUGCAGCGGUAACGUUUGAUUUCAACUGGUUUUGAAAUUAAGUAAAUGUUCCGCUUAAAAAAAAAAGCUGUUGGUUGGCUCUUGUUCCCCGUACCACGCCCAAGAUCUACGUCCCUGUUUCAACAUCCCUACAUUCAAACAAGUCUACUACAACAUCAAGAGACGUGACUAGGGUCGUGGAACUAAGGUGUUUGUUCAGGUCUGUUACUCAACCAGGUUUAUGUUUCCUCUGUCCGUGACCUCCGGGCACCGAGAGUGCUGAUUGCUAUUCACAAUUCCAUCUACUCUUAUGCGUAUGUCAAGACAACACACAUAAUCAUCGCUGAGAAAUGCAUUGUUACUGGGGGCCAUGUAUUCAUGAGAAUGAAGAUCAAAGGCGCUUAAUGUGGGAAGAAGACAUGUUUUCGUUCCGUAUUGGUAUUAUUUUUUCAUAAGCGAUAUUUUAAUCUUCAGAAGUCGCGAAAGGGAAGCCAUUUUAUUGGGUUUUAAGAAUGUCAUUUGUAGUGAUGAAGUGUUAGACCAUACGAUGUAGUGAUGAAGUGUUAGACCAUACGAUGUAGUGAUGAAGUGUUAGACCAUACGAUGUAGUGAUGAAGUGUUAGACCAUACGAUGUAGUGAUGAAGUGUUAGACCAUACGAUGUAGUGAUAAAGUGUUAGACCAUACGAUGUAGUGAUAAAGUGUUAGACCAUACGAUGUAGUGAUAAAGUGUUAGACCAUACGAUGUAGUGAUAAAGUGUUAGACCAUACGAUGUAUUCCUCAUUAGUGAGCUUUUUUUUCUAUAAUAAAUGAGAAUAGAAACAUUAGUGGGUUUUUUUUGUUAGUACAACACCGCUUCACCAAACUUUCUUUACAAACUUUAUUUUGUCUUAUUCCUGGUCCUUCACUUACCGUUCUAACAAAUCGUGUUUUUGUCCCCAAACAGUGUUGAACUGAGUUGAACGCAUGUCUCUUAUUUAGAGAUGAUCUAUCACUUCUUUGGUAACUUUGUUCAACAAAGGAAAGUUUCUUUUAUUUCACCAUUGUAUGUUGGCUUUAUUUAACAGUUGUAUGUUGGCUUUAUUUAAGAAAUGGUAUGUUUGCUUCAUUUAACCAUUGUAUGUUGUCUUAAUUUAACCAGUGUAUAUUUUUUUAAAUUUAAUUAUGGUUUAUUUAUGGUUUGGUUUAUUUCAGGACGAAAAGAAUCAGAUCUUGACAACAAACGGUUGGUUAAAUCAGGUGAGAUCAUCAUUUGUAUCACUAGUGUUUCACGUAUGUCCCGCUAUUUUAACACCCACUUGUCAUGUAUCAUUAGUGCCUUCAUUUAUUUCCCGCUAUUAUAACGCCCACAUGUCAUGCAUUAGUAAUGAUAUCAACAUUUAAUAUUUAACAAAAAUGUCAAAGCAAUCACGUCAUCUCCCUAACAAUAGAGGGAAAAUAAGUUUAAACAAGUGGCUUAACCGGGAGUAGUUGUUUUUUUUACAAAUGAUCCGGGUAUCUCGAGGUAGGACUUUCGUUUUAAGGCCGGUAGGUAGUGUGUAGGACUGUCUGUGGUCCUAUUGAGUCCUACACCCAACCUGCCGGCCUGCAAACUAUAAGCCUACAUGCCGUCAUAUAUCCUACCUGCCAGCCUUUAAAAAAUAGGGCUACAGACAGUCCUACACCAUAUAUGUGACUUUUAAAAAAUUAAAAUAACAGACGCCUUCCCCUAAAGAAAUAUAUCUAACUUUUGACCUGAGUUCAACCGCCACGCACGACACGCUCUGCGUGACAGCUUUUUUUCAAAUAUGUUGUGCAACGGGGAGGGGGGUGAAAAGGAAGCAGGACACACCAGAAGCAAAGUAAUAUAUAAGAAAUGACACUCCUUUAUUUAUGCUGAGACGAAACCCCAAUGGGCCGUCAUCUCUAAAACUUAACCGUCUGUCGUGAGAUUCAUUUUCUUGAAGUCAAAAACUGUCCACUUGCAAUUGCUUUUUGCUAUUGAGUUUCUGGAGACUUGUGAAUCAGUGACUAGCGUUUAUAGUGCAUUAGUGAAUAGAAUCCAUUACUGUGUUACUAAAAGGAAACCAUUUAAUUUGUGUAACAGGGUGUAUCAUUAAAAAGAGACCAUUGGAGUACUAGAGAAUAGAGUUUAUGGGUGAAAAUAAGAAAAUCUUGUGUAUAAUCAGUUAAUAAAAAACAAAACUAACCAGAUAGUGUUAAUAGAAGGUCCAAAGGCUCAAUACCCCAGAUAGUGUGGGUGGAAGGGCCAACUACCACAAAAAGUGUAAGAACUACAUACCUCAGAUAGUGUGAGUAGAAGGGCCAAGAACUAUAUACCUCAGAUAGUGUGAGUAGAAGGUUCAAGAACUAACUAUCCCAGAUAGUAUGAGUAGAAGUUUCAAGCACUAUCUACCCAGAUAUUGUGAGUAGAAGGUUCAAGAACUAACUAUCCCAGAUAGUGUGAGUAGAAUGUUCAAGCACUAUCUACCCAGAUAUUGUGAGUAGAAGGUUCAAGAACUAACUAUCCCAGAUAGUAUGAGUAGAUGGGGCCAAGAACUAUAUACCUCAGAUAGUGUGAGUAGAAGGUUCAAGAACUAACUAUCCCAGAUAGUAUGAGUAGAAGUUUCAAGCACUAUCUACCCAGAUAUUGUGAGUAGAAGGUUCAAGAACUAACUAUCCCAGAUAGUGUGAGUAGAAGGUUCAAGCACUAUCUACCCAGAUAUUGUGAGUAGAAGGUUCAAGAACUAACUAUCCCAGAUAGUAUGAGUAGAUGGGGCCAAGAACUAUAUACCUCAGAUAGUGUGAGUAGAAGGGCCAAGAACUAUAUACCUCAGAUAGUGUGAGUAGAAGGGCCAAGGACUAACUACCCAAUAUAUUGUGAGUAGAAGGGCCAAGAACUAACUACCCCAGAUAGUGUCAGUAGAAGGGCCAAGGACUAGGCGACUCGCAGAUAUUUGCGAAGAUCACAGAAUUCCUUCACCGCGUAUCUCGUCACGGAGUGGAGUGUUUGUGUCAAUAUUUUGGUAAUCUGACGGCCGCGCGACUAGAUCAACGAUGCCGUGUUUUGCUGUUUGAAGUGUGUUGUUAGUGUCUGAACAAGUACAUGAGACAGCAGGAUCUAGAACAUCACUGAACCGUCGUGGAACGUUUGAAUGUUUUGUCUUGGCUGCAUAGAAAGAUCGAAACAAUCAUCUCCUCAAUGUUACUGUAAAUAACGUGUCCCGCUAUAGAUGAUCGUUUCAAAACCACUCGCAUAUGAGGACCAUUUCAUAUUUGUAUAUCCAACGGGGCGAAACGGUAACUACACUUUCGGAACCUGAAGAUUUCUAAAAAAUAACAAAAAAUCAUAUGUUAAAUGUAAUUUUAUUAUAUGUUCAUCUGAUACAAUACUCACCUUUAUACGGUUACCAAAGAAAUGGAUAAUUACAUUUUCAUUUGUUAUUCCCGUCUAAGCUACUUUGGAAAGAAAAAUAGGAAAUCCAAUCCUUGGUUCGUAAGGUCAAUGUCAUGGGAACUAUUCCUUUGGCUUUUCCUAGGGUACCCGGAUGGUUUGCCACCAGGGCGUAACAUCCUGGGGGAGCUACCUGGAGGUCCCUCACCUCUGUAAAAAAACGGGAGGGUCCCACAAUAUGGAGCUCCCGGGGAGUCAUGUGAGUUUAGGCUCGGGUCGUCGACGUCAUUCCAACUGUAACAUUUUCAGUAAAGAGACAGUUACGGAGUUAGUUAUAGAGUAGGGAAUAGAGUUCGUUAUAGAGUUAGUUAUAAAGUUAGUUAUAGAGUUAGUUAUAGAUUUAGUUACAGAGUUAGUUAUCGAGUGUUAGUUAUAGACUCAGUUAUAAAGUUAGUUAUAGAAUUAGUUAUAGAGUUAGUUAUAGAGUUAGUUAUCGAGUGUAAGUUAUAGAGUUAGUUAUAAAGUUAGUUAUAGAGUUAGUUAUCGAGUGUUAGUUAUAGAGUUAGUUAUAAAGUUAGUUAUAGAGUUAGUUAUCGAGUGUUAGUUAUAGAGUUAGUUAUAAAGUUAUUAUAGAGUUAGUUAUCAAGUGUUAGUUAUAGAGUUAGUUAUUAAGUUAUUUAUAGAGUUAGUUAUCAAGUGUUAGUUAUAGAGUUAGUUAUAAAGUUAGUUAUAGAGUUAGUUAUCGAGUGUUAGUUAUAGAGUUAGUUAUAAAGUUAUUUAUAGAGUUAGUUAUCAAGUGUUAGUUAUAGAGUUAGUUAUAGAGUUAGUAACAGAGUUAGUUAUCGAGUGUUAGUUAUAGAGUUAGUUAUAAAGUUAGUUAUAGAGUUAGUUAUCGAGUGUUAGUUAUAGAGUUAGUUAUAGAGUUAGUUACAGAGUUAGUUAUCGAGUGAUAGUUAUAGAGUUAGUUAUAAAGUUAGUUAUAGAUUAAGUAAUCGAGUUAGUUAUAGAGUUAGUUAUAGAGUUACUUACAGAGUUAGUAAUCGAGUUAGUUAUAGAGUUAGUUACAGAGUUAGUUAUCGAGUGUUGGUUAUAGAGUUAGUUAUAAAGUUAGUUAUAGAGUUAGUAAUCGAGUUAGUUAUAGAGUUAGUUAUAGAGUUAGUUACAGAGUUAGUAAUCGAGUUAGUUAUAGAGUUAGUUACAGAGUUAGUUAUCGAGUGUUAGUUAUAGAGUUAGUUAUAAAGUUAGCUACAGAGUUAGUUAUCGAGUGUUAGUUAUAGAGUUAGUUAUCGAGUUAGUUAUAGAGUUAGUUAUCGAGUUAGUUAUAGAGUUAGUUAUAGAGUUAGUUACAGAGUUAGUUAUCGAGUGUUAGUUAUAUAGUUAGUUAUCGAGUUAGUUAUAGAGUUAGUUAUCGAGUUAGUUAUAGAGUUAGUUACAGAGUUAGUUAUAGAGUUAGUUAUAGAGUUAGUUACAGAGUUAGUUAUCGAGUGUUAGUUAUAGUGUUGGUAAUAUAGUUAGUUAUAGAGUCAGUUAUAAAGUUAGUUAUAGAGUUAGUUAUAGAGUUAGUUCUAGAGUUAGUUCUAGAGUUAGUUACACAGUUAGUUAUCGAGUUAGUUAUAGAGUUACUUACCGAGGUUGUAAUAGAGUUAGUUAUAGAGUUAAAUAAAAAGUUAGUUACAGAGUAGGUUAUCGAGCUAGUUAUAUAGUUAGUUACAGAGUUAGUUAUAGAGUUAGUUAUAGAGUUGAUAAUAGAGUUAAUUAUUUAUUUAGUUACAGAGUUAGUUAUAGAAUUGUUAAUAGAGUUAAUUAUAGAUUAAGUUACAGAUUUAGUUAUAGAGUUAGUAAUAGAUUUAGUUCAAGAUUGCGUUAAUUAUAAAGCUAGUUAAAUAUUUAGUUAUGGAGUUAUAGAGACAUAUAUAUAAUUAGUCAUAGAGUUAGUAAAAAACUUAGUUAUAGAUUUAGUUAAAAAGUUAGUUAUAGAAGUUGUUAAAGAGUUAGUUAUAGAGUUUGUUAUAAAGUUAGUUAUAGAGACAGAGAUAGCAACAGCAAGCGUUCAAAAAUAAAACAUGGAAUGAGUAGGUAUACAGUUAACCAUAUUUUAUUUUUUAAUAAGAAAUCGGAUAUAGGCAAAAUAUUUCCACUUUAAAUGGCAUUGCUCGAGUUUUUAAAUACGUUAUAUCAACUUCGCUUUUUGUGUGCGUGAUUCUUUCUGGCCUGGUGUGUGGAAAAAUCUUUGGACGGCUUAUUGACCUUCUUCCCGUCAACCUAUCGAACUGAUGAAACUUGUCACAUAGACUCAUUGCCUAUGAUUGAUCAAAUUUCCGUUGCUAACUUUUCCAUCGACGAAAUUUCUUUCCAACAAAUUUCCGGUAACCCUACUGGGUGGCCUACACUUUCACUCUAAAAAUGUGUCUCAAUGGGAAGGGGGAGAAAAUAUGAUGUCACUGAUUUCACGACAUAAAUUCCCGAUAACUGCGCUUCAUGAGAUUCAUAAAUUUGCGCCUGCGUUUGGUGUGUAAUAUUUUUUUAAUUUUUUUUUCUGAAAGUGUUGGUGAAAUAAAUCUGCCUUGUAAAAGCGGUUGGGACAUUAGAGUAAUUAUAUAAAAAUAAAAUAACAAACAAUGCAUAUAAAGGAUGCACACGAAAGACUUUGUUGUGAUGAGUUGUUUAAUACAGCUUGAAAUCAGCACCGACUUUUCUAAAGUGAAUAAAUAAAUGACAACUCGGUUAGAGCGUUGUCAGUCUUUCAUUGCCGAUCGUUGUGUCAACAGGAUCAAUCUAACACACUGUUAGGACGAAAGCUUUCCCCCAUGGACAUUCAUAUAAACUCUGAAAGAAAGGAAUACUUAUUUGGACAUUCAUAUAAAGUCUGAAAGAAAGGAAUACGUAUUUGGACUUUCAUAUAAACUCUGAAAGAAAGGAAUACGUAUUUGGACAUUCAUAUAAAGUCUGAAAGAAAGGAAUACGUAUUUGGACUUUCAUAUAAACUCUGAAAGAAAGGAAUACUUAUUUGGACAUUCAUAUAAACUCUGAAAGAAAGGAAUACUUAUUUGGACAUUCAUAUAAACUCUGAAAGAAAGGAAUACGUAUUUGGACAUUCAUAUAAUGUCUGAAAGAAAGGAAUACGUAUUUGGACUUUCAUAUAAACUCUGAAAGAAAGGAAUACUUAUUUGGACAUUCAUAUAAACUCUGAAAGAAAGGAAUACUUAUUUGGACAUUCAUAUAUACUCUGAAAGAAAGGAAUACUUAUUUGGGCAUUCAUAUAUACUCUGAAAGAAAGGAAUACUUAUUUGGGCAUUCAUAUAUACUCUGAAAGAAAGGAAUACUUAUUUGGACAUUCAUAUAUCCUCUGAAAGAAAGGAAUACUUAUUUGGACAUUCAUAUAAACUCUGAAAGAAAGGAAUGCUUAUUUGGACAUUCAUAUAAACUCUGAAAGAAAGGAAUACUUAUUAUUUUCUUUCCUCACUAAAUAAAAAAAAAAUUAUAUUGAAAUGUAGGGGGUUAUGAAAAUGUAGGCCACUACCCAAAGGAGUUUCUGUUUUAAUUAAGACAUUUAAAUUUUGAACACUUAAAAAAAGAAACGUAUGAUUAAUUAUUUCAAACGCCCACUAACACAUGACCGGAAAACUGGCUCUUUCGAUUUGAUGCAAUGGACCAAAAGAAAUGUAUGGUGUUUUUAUGACAUGAAUGAGACACUAAUCACCUUUUAAACACUCAGUAACCUCAACGUUGUACUAAGUGGAUUCUUUAAAGCUCGUACCUGACAAUCCUGACGAUGUAUGUCUACUAAUCAACAACUUCUCAACGAUGUAUGUCUACUAAUCAACAACUUCUCAACGAUGUAUGUCUACUAAUCAACAACUUCUCAACAAUGUAUGUCUACUAAUCAACAACUUCUCAACGAUGUAUGUCUACUAAUCAACAACUUCUCAACAAUGUAUGUCUACUAAUCAACAACUUCUCAACGAUGUAUGUCUACUAAUCAACAACUUCUCAACAAUGUAUGCCUACUAAUCAACAACUUCUCAACGAUGUAUGUCUACUAAUCAACAACUUCUCAACAAUGUAUGUCUACUAAUCAACAACUUCUCAACGAUGUAUGUCUACUAAUCAACAACUUCUCAACGAUGUAUGUCUACUAAUCAACAACUUCUCAACGAUGUAUGUCUACUAAUCAACAACUUCUCAACAUGUAUGUCUACUAAUCAACAACUUCUCAACGAUGUAUGUCUACUAAUCAACAACUUCUCAACGAUGUAUGUCUACUAAUCAACAACUUCUCAACGAUGUAUGUCUACUAAUCAACAACUUCUCAACAAGGAAGGCGUUGCGUGAUGAAGAUUUGCCUACAUUAGAAAACUUGCGGAGUGUGAAAGGAGUUAAUUUCAAAAUGAAAUGAUGCAUGGCAAGCGGAAAUGCUGGAAGACGAGAGGAUGGAUGGACAACGAGAGGAGGGAAAAGACAACGAUUGGGGGAGUGGACAAGGAGAGGAGGUAAAGACAACGAGAUGAGGAGUGGACAAGGAGAGGAGGGAAAGACAACGAGAGGAGGGAAAGACAACGAGGGGAGGGAAAGACACUGAGAGGGUGGAAAGGAAAUUUUUUUAUAAAAAAAAUGCUAUUCCUGCUUGGCGCGGGAAGAACCUGAUUGCCCAUAGAAAAUAUCGAUUCUGGAAUUACUUGAAAGAGAAUGGAUUAAAUACGGCUAGACCGAUGGAAAGAAAUAUCUCAACGUGGAAAUAUAAGCCAAGCCACCAAUGAGAAUUCCGGUGCUCAAACUUAUUUAUUCGAAGGGUGGCUGGUGAAAUGAAGUGUCAACUUUCUUAAAUUAAUGCUAAAUUUUAGGACGAGCUUUAAGCACACCAAAAAAAAAAUUACAUUUUUAGAUGAUCGCUUUUUCUUUUUUGGUCCUUUCCUCCAAUUUUCUUUUUCAAGUUUGGUCUAGAUUGACAUCUUAGAAGGACAUUUCAGCCCCGGAAAAACGCAGGCGGCCUUGAACUCUAUAAUAAAUGAUUAAAAAGUGUAACAGAAUAAAUGUUUCAUGAACUUUAUAUUCUAAUUUGUGUGUUCAUUUUGUCACAUUUUUUAAAAAUUUCUUAUUGUGCGUAGAUAUAUUUGUAAAACUGGACAGACGAAUGCAAUGCUUUAAUUUCCGCCGCGAUGAUUUACUGCAGAAGUUUGAUGAUUGAUAUCUUCCAAGUUUCUUGUGUGCCAUUAAUUCACCCGACGUUACUGACUCUAAAAACGCGACCAUUGUUUUUCUCCCAGAAACAAAACACAAAGACUGGGAAGAGAAUAGACCCGAGUAUGAUGGGUGACAGUUUUCGGACAUUCGAUUACGAUUGAACUAAUGUUUAAGGAAUUUAGAAGUGUUUUAGUCCUGUUGUUGUUUCUAUAACUCUUUCUAUUAUUGCUUUCAUCUACACUACCUUAUUCUUGCCUAAAAUUAGAUUUAUGGCAGGACAAGUUUAUAUGUACUGACCACAUCGAGCUCAGACUGUGACCACGCCGAGAGACGAGACCACGCCGAGAGACGAGACCUGACCACGCCGAGAGACGAGACCGAUACAAACUGACUUAACGAUUCAAAUGUAAAUGUGAUUUUAAUUGGUCCUCUUACUUGUGUUUCUUUUGCGCCGCAGAUUUGGACAGAUUACAACCUGCGCUGGGACCCAGCUAAGUACGGAGGGAUAAAGGUCCUGAGGUUGCCAUUCGAUGAGAUCUGGAAACCAGAUAUAUUGUUACACAACAAGUAAGUAACCUUGGUGUUGUUACAAUAGUGGAAAAUCGUCAAGAAUUAAAAAAAAAAAAAUAUUUGUUCUUUUUCUUGCUUGUGUGAUGACCUGAUGUAAAUGUGUAACCUUUGAAACUUUUUAGACUCCACCGAACACAUCAUUUCUUAUGAUUUGUAGUUGUAUAGAUACAAACUUCUUUUUCGAACAAUAUUUUAAAACAUACAUUUUGAGCUAUCACUCAACAGUUGACAAAUACAAUUAUGCAGGAAAUGUUUCUUUAUAAUGAAUAUUCUUUAAUUACUGAAAUAUAUGAUGAAUCCAUGCAUCGUGAUUUAUUGUUUUCUUUUAGCCACUAACUUCUUGCCAUAUAAUAUCCUAGUGAAGCAUAAAAUAGAAUAUAAUGAGUGGGUGGACAACCAGUGUACAAGAAUUAUGAAUGUUCUUAUUUUUUUAAAUUCUUGGAUGAUUUAAAAAAAAUGUUUUCUGAAAACAUUGAACGCGCUGAUGCAUAUCCCUCUAGUAACUCUCCUGAAUGACAUAUGGCAUCAGUGAUUGCAUUAGAGUACUAUGACAUGUGAUGUCUCUGGCGGCGUUAGAAUGCAAUGACAUGUGACAUCACUAAUGGUGUUAGAGUAUAAUGACAUGUGACAUCACUGAUGGCAUUAGAGUACAAUGGCAUGUGACAUCACUGAUGGCAAUAAAGUACAAUGCCAUGUGACAUAACUGAUGGCAUUAAAGUACAAUGGCAUGUGACAUCACUGAUGACAUUUGUGUACAAUGACAUGUGACAUCACCGAUGGCAUUAGAGCACAAUCACUAACUCACUUUACCCAAACCCUUAUUGCCGGAAUCACGUGACAACUGGAAAAGUGCCCGCAAUUCUCCAUGUUUCAGACCAGUAAUGACCAAUGUUACGCGAUCAACGCCAGCAUGAUUGACAUUUGACGGAAAUACAAGUUCCAUUCUAUUGGGUCCCAAUCAAGCUGUUGGGGAAUUCGUUUUAGGUUCUAUACAGCUCACGUUAUUUUGGACAUUGCAAUAAACUCAUAUCAUUGGUACUCGAUAUUUUAAAUACUACUCCAAGCUGGUCAUCUCUGGAACUGCACUUCGCUGGUUUACUUCUUAUCUGACUGACAGGACAGCGUAUUGUAGUGAAUCAAGCAUCUUCCAUGGACACUUCCUUACCUGCCACUGGGCUCAGUUUUGGGACCUAUUCUGUUCUCCAUGUACACUAACUAGCUUGACAGAAAUAUUGAAAGUCAUGGUACAUGCUGCUAAUUUUUUUACGGAUGAGACAGAUCUGUAAAAUUGUUUCCGCCCUGAUCCUUUGGACUGUGCUUUUGCUGUUCAGGCUGUCGAGGACUGCUGUCCUGUGGUGAAAUCAUAGAUGGCAUCAAACAGACUUAAAUUAAAUGAUGAUUAGACCAAGGCAAUUAAUUAUGGUUCUGAAACCAAUCUUCGGAAGGUUGCUAUCACAUCAAAUAAAAGUUGGUGCUUCUGAGAUCCCUUUGUCCAACAGGGCUAGAUACCUUGGCUUCUACAUUGACAGUAAACUUGCAAGGAUACCUCAUAUCUGUUUUGUGGCCAGGGCUUGUUUCUGUCAUCCACGCGCCCUGGGUCAGCUGCGUCCUCAAACUUAAUAAAAGAACAGCCAAUGCCGUAGCAGUCACUCUAAUAAAAGUAGUCAAUCAAUCAAUCAAUCAACCAAUCAAUUCAAACAUGGCGUUUUAGAUUCUUAAAAAAGAUAAUUGGCAAGUUCAGAAACCGGUAGAGAAAUAUUUCAGAGACGUUUCCUAAUUUGAGAUUUAUGCAAUCUUUCCAACACUGUUAAAUUAUGGCAUGGUUUAGAGAAGGGUGACAGGGAUGAAACCAUCGAUGAAUCUUGAUAGUUUCUUUUACUUUAAAGAAAUGAUCGUGUGGGUAAAGCUAGAAAACUAUUUAAAGAAAUGAUCUGGUGGGUAAAGCUAGAAAACUAUUUAAAGAAAUGAUCUGGUGGGUAAAGCUAGAAAACUAUUUAAAGAAAUGAUCUGGUGGGUAAAGCUAGAAAACUAUUUAAAGAAAUGAUCUGGUGGGUAAAGCUAGAAAACUAUUUAAAGAAAUGAUCUGGUGGGUAAAGCUAGAAAACUAUUUAAACAAUUAUUCAGGAAGCCUCUAAGCCGAAACGUUAUUAUCUUUUCCCCUGUGUUUUGAUUCAAUCUUCCACACACCUUGUUCUAGUAUUUUUAAACAAACAACAGCUUUCAACAAAAACAUUAAAGAUAAAUCAUUCAGUCGUAAUUCAUAGAUCGCUUUGUAUUUGAUUGCGCUUUAAGUUGCAAAUUUAUUUCAAAACCCUCUUCCAAACACUUAAGAUUCAAAUAGAUCUAAAUGCUUUCCCACUUCGAGAAACCCCUCGAAAAAAAAAAAUCGUCCCCAAAUUUAAACUGACCAACUUGUUUUGGGUGGGGUUUUUUCCCAUUUAUUUUCGUGGUUGCUUGGAGUUAAGUUUCCUGUCCAUUGUGAUCAUUAAGAGUACUCGGCACUUUAAGGAAGGUCUCCUUCAGUGGAGCCAUCGAUUAAUAAGAUUAGCUUCACGGCCAAUAGGGGCUGACAUGGACUGGGGAGGAAGAUGUUUCAGCUACAACCAAAGUGAGCCGACUCGGGUUAGAGUGUGGACCACACUUUACCCCCGUUGUUGCUCUGCAAUGAAGAUUUGUAAAGGAUUUAUCCCGAGAGCCCUAAAACCCCAUUAGGGUGGUGUUAUUAUAGGAACAGGUCUUAUGGGCUCGCAGAUUAUGUCUGUAUCUGUAAACUAAAGGUCAGUGACUCUUUUGAUGAGACCAUUUAGUUUAGGUCAAGCCUCAACUUCAUGUGUUCUUACAGAAAUGUUGGACAUGUAUCCGAUUUAUUGAAAUUAUUUUUUUCCCUAAUUAUUGAUGUUGAUGUCAAGAAAGGUGGGGAAAAUUCGAUGAAUUCAAUAGUAAACGUUAGCAAUGAAAAAAAAAGUUUUAAGUUCAAAGAAAUUCUUUCAUUCCAAGGUAAAGCUACCGAUGUAAGACCGGGUCAGAAAUGUGAUAAUUAUAUUGGUAUGUAAGACCGGGUCAGAAAUGUGAUAAUUAUAUUGGUAUGUAAGACCGGGUCAGAAAUGUGAUAAUUGUAUUGGUAUGUAAGACCGGGUCAGAAAUGUGAUAAUUAUAUUGGUAUGUAAGACCGGGUCAGAAAUGUGAUAAUUAUAUUGGUAUGUAAGACCGGGUCAGAAAUGUGAUAACUAUAUUGGUAUGUAAGACCGGGUCAGAAAUGUGAUAAUUAUAUUGGUAUGUAAGACCGGGUCAGAAAUGUGAUAAUUAUAUUGGUAUGUAAGACCGGGUCAGAAAUGUGAUAAUUAUAUUGGUAUGUAAGACCGGGUCAGAAAUGUGAUAAUUAUAUUGGUAUGUAAGACCGGGUCAGAAAUGUGAUAAUUAUAUUGGUAUGUAAGACCGGGUCAGAAAUGUGAUAAUUAUAUUGGUAUGUAAGAGAUAGGCAGCAAUGAGUUACGUAUAUUGGUAUGUGAGACAUAGACUGCAAUGUGAUAAGUAUACUGGUAUGUAAUACAAAGGUAUCAAUGUGAUAAGUUUACUGGUAAGUAAGACAAGGGCUGCAAUGUGAUAAUUAUAUUGAUAUGUAAGACAUGGACAGCAAUGUUAUAAGUAUACUGGUAUAUACGAUAUGGGCAGCGAUUUAAUAAGUAUACUGGUAUGUAAGACAAGGGCAGCGAUGUGAUAAGUAUACUGGUAUGUAAGACAAGGGCAGCGAUGUAAUAAGUAUACUGGUAUGUAAGGCACGGGCAGCAAUGUGGUAAGUAUACUGGUAUGUAAGACAUGGGCAGCGAUGUAGUAAGCAUACUGGUAUGUAAGACAUGGGCAGCGAUGUAAUAAGUAUAUUGGUAUGUAAGGCACGGGCAGCAAUGUGAUAAGUAUACUGAUAUGUAAGGCAUGGGCAGCGAUGUGGAAAGUAUACUGAUAUGUAAGACAUGGGCAGCGAUGUGGUAAGUGCACUGGGAAAUGUCCUGCACUGAACUCCAAACACAUGAGGAAUGAACAUCGUGCUGUAGAUCAAAGACCUUGACGAGACCUUCGCUCCUUUGAUCUUUAAAUCACCAGAGAGUUAAGAUAGUUUUAUGGUGCAGCCCUAACUUUAAACAAUAAUUUCAGUGCUCACGGGAUUGCAAUUUUUGCAUAAAAGUCCCACGUCAUCUCCGCCAGCCAUAAAAAAUCCAAUGCUGUGUAACCCCACAGCGAGGCCACACGUUAACAGCUGCACCACUGGCCCGCCCACAAGAGUCCUUCCUUAUAUAUAAUAUAUAUAUAUAUAUAUAUAUAUAUAUAUAUAUCUAUAUGUAUGUAUAUAUAUAUAUAUAUAUAUAUAUAUAUAUGUAUAUGUAUGUAUAUAUAUAUAUAUAUAUAUAUAUAUAUAUAUACAUAUAUAUAUGUUGUUUUUUUUUGUUGCUAGUCUAAAUGGAAGUAACCCAGAACUAUCCUAACGCUCUCAAUUUGAUUGCGUCCCUUGCUUAGGGUAGACUCCCCUUUAUCUAUAAUUCAAUCAUCAAUCAUGGCUGGAAAAGAUGUCUACGUCGCAUGAAAACCAUUCAGUAAGCCCAAGUCAUGUAAUAGCACAAUCUCACUUUGCCCUUUUCUUAAACACAUCUAUGGUGGAGCGAAUAUAGAAUGAGUGUACGGCUCUUCUUAAGACAUUCAUGGUCAUUGGGGGAAAGUGCUUUAUAUAUAUUUAUAUAUAUAUAUAUAUAUAUAUAUAUAUAUAUAUACAUAUAUAUAUAUCUCUCUCUCUCUCUCUCUCUCUCUCUCUCUCUCUCUCUNAUAUAUAUUUAUAUCUUCAAAAAACUAUUAAAGCAAUGAGGGAGAAAAAGAAGUAGACUUAUCUGAGACUUAACAAAUAUUAGGGGAUGGGAGUGGAUAAAAAGAGGGGUGGGGGAGGGGAGGGGGGCGAACUCAUGAUGAGAACGAGUUGUAUUAAGAAAUAUGCAUUACAUUUUUGGCCUUGGGUAACAACCAAGGGCAACAAUCAUUUCAUGGCUUCGUUCUUAUAAAAUCCUCUUGUGUGAGGCAGCGGGGCGUUGCUUUGAAUCUCCAGUUUUAUUGACUAAAGGAGGCGUGAGGACUUUGGAAUGAGACUUUUCGUCAGUGGGGUCGCACCCGUGAACAUGUUUAGCACCACUGGUGUCAUCGAUGAAGCUAAUAGACGAGAUUUCGAAUGCUUCAGUUGUGAAGUAAUCUCUGAAUUCUCAAAAAUUCAGAAAAUAAUCAAAAGUACCAUAAAAAGAGACAUGGAUGAAUGUGACGAUGGUUAUAAUAUCCUGUAACUUUUCGCAAACUAGUUUUUACACAUGUAUAAAUCAUCAUCGGAGUCAAGUAUAGAAUGAUAAUAUAUAAAAAUAAAUAUUUGGUAAACAUUCCUCAGAUCACACCUAUUAAUUUUAAUACAUUUCCCUCUGAAAUGAUGAACCCACAAUAAACAAACUAUAGGACGCUUGUCACCAAAUAUUUGGGGAUGUCCCGGCCGGCGAAGGACGUUCGUAACAGACAUUAAUUUAGAGGAUUGAAGUGGAUACCUGAUUUCAUUAAAAAGUCAACAAAGUUUAAAUUAGUAAUUCAUAACUUAAUUGACUUAUCAAAAGCUGUAUUUAUCUUUCUCUGUUAAAAGAGGUAAAAACAACAAGGUAUAAUGAUAUUCCAUUUAUAUAUAAAGUUUUAUUAUUGCUGAUAUUGCUAUGGAUUUUUUCUAUAAUUCCGGAAAGAAUUGAAAAUUAAAUAUCGUAGUUGAUGAGAGACUACAUCCUCUUUGUUUCAUUGAGACUAGACCAUCUUUUUUUCAUUGAGACUAGACCCUCUUUGUUUCAUUGAGACUAGACCCUCUUUGUUUCAUUGAGACUAGACCCUCUUUGUUUCAUUGAGACUGAACCGUCUUUGUUUCAUUGAGACUAGACCCUCUUUGUUUCAUUGAGACUAGACCCUCUUUGUUUCAUUGAGACUAGACCCUCUUUGUUUCAUUGAGACUAAACCGUCUUUGUUUCAUUGAGACUAGACCCUCUUUGUUUCAUUGAGACUAGACCCUCUUUGUUUCAUUGCACCUUGUACUUUUCUGCAAACGCAGACUAGACCCUCUUUGCUUCAUUGAGACUAGACCUUCUUUGUUUCAUUGAGACUAGACCUUCUUUGUUUCAUUGAGACUAGACCCUCUUAGUUUCAUUGAGAUUAGACCCUCUUUGUUUCAUUGAGACUAGACCCUCUUUGCUUCAUUGAGACUAGACCCUCUUUGUUUCAUUGCACCUUGUACUUUUCUGCAAAGGCAGACUAGACUCUCUUUGCUUCAUUGAGACUAGACCCUCUUCGUUUCAUUGCACCUUGUACUUUUCUGCAAAGACAGACUAGAUCCUCUUUGCUUCAUUGAGACUAGACCCUCUUCGUUUCAUUGCACCUUGUACUUUUCUGCAAAGGCAGACUAGACUCUCUUUGCUUCAUUGAGACUAGACCCUCUUUGCUUCAUUGAGACUAGAAUCUGUUUCUUCAUUGAGACUAUACCCUCUUUUCUUCAUUGAGACUAUACCCUCUUUUCUUCAUUGAGACUAGACUCUCUUUCUCUUUGUUUCAUUUAGACUAGACACUCUUUGCUUCAUUUAGACUAGAUCCUCUUUGUUUCAUUGAGACUAGACCCUCAUUGCUUCAUUGAUACUAGACCCUCUUUGUUUCAUUGAGACUAGACACUUUUUGCUUCAUUGAGACUAGAACCUGUUUCUUUAUUGAGACUAUACCCUCUUUUCUUCAUGGAGACUAGACUCUCUUUCUCUUUGUUUCAUUUAGACUAGACACUCUUUGCUUUAUUUAGACUAGACCCUCUUUGUUUCAUUGAGACUAGACCCUCUUUGUUUCAUUAAGACAAGGCCCUUUUUGUUUCAUUGACACUAGACCCUCUUUGUUUCAUUGAGACUAGACCCUCUUUGUUUCAUUGAGACUAAACCGUCUUUGUUUCAUUGAGACAGACCCUCUUUGUUUCAUUGAGACUAGACCCUCUUUUUUUCAUUGAGACUAGACAUCUUUGUUUCAUUGAGACUAGACCCUCUUUGUUUCAUUGAGACUAGACCAUCUUUGUUUCAUUGAGACUAGACCCUCUUUGUUUCAUUGAGACUAGACCCUCUUUGUUUCAUUGAGACUAGACCCUCUUUGUUUCAUUGAGACUAAACCGUCUUUGUUUCAUUGAGACUAGACCCUCUUUGUUUCAUUGAGACUAGACCCUCUUUGUUUCAUUGAGACUAGACCCUCUUUGUUUCAUUGCACCUUGUACUUUUCUGCAAACGCAGACUAGACCCUCUUUGCUUCAUUGAGACUAGACCUUCUUUGAUUCAUUGAGACUAGACCUUCUUUGUUUCAUUGAGACUAGACCCUCUUUAUUUCAUUGAGACUAGACCAUCUUUGCUUCAUUGAGACUAGACCCUCUUUGUUUCAUUGCACCUUGUACUUUUCUGCAAACGCAGACUAGACCGUCUUUGUUUCAUUGAGACUAGCCCCUCUUUGUUUCAUUGAGACUAGACCCUCUUUGUUUCAUUAAGACUAGACCCUCUUUAUUUCAUUGAGACUAGACCUUCUUUGUUUCAUUGAGACUAGACCUUCUUUGUUUCAUUGAGACUAGGCCUUCUUUUUUUCAUUGAGACUAGACCCUCUUUGUUUCAUUGAGACUAGACCCUAUUUGUUUCAUUGCACCUUGUACUUUUCUGCAAACGCAGACUAGACCCUCUUUGCUUCUUUGAGACUAGACCCUCUUUGUUUCAUUUAGACUAGACCCUCUUUGUUUCAUUGAGACUAGAUCAUCUUUGUUUCAUUGAGACUAUACCCUCUUUGUUUCAUUGAGACUAGACCCUCUUUGUUUCAUUGAGACUAGACCCUCUUUGCUUCAUUGAGACUAGACCCUCUUUGUUUCAUUGCACCUUGUACUUUUCUGCAAAGGCAGACUAGACUAUCUUUGCUUCAUUGAGACUAGACCCUCUUCGUUUCAUUGCAUCUUGUACUUUUCUGCAAAGACAGACUAGACACUCUUUGCUUCAUUGAGACUAGACCCUCUUUGUUUCAUUGAGACUAGGAUCUGUUUCUUCAUUGAGACUAUACCCUCUUUUCUUCAUUGAGACUAUACCCUCUUUUCUUCAUUGAGACUAGACCCUCUUUGUUUCAUUGAGACUAGACCCUCUUUGUUUCAUUGAGACUAGACCCUCUUUGUUUCAUUGAGACUAGACCCUCUUUGUUUCAUUGAGACUAAACCCUCUUUGUUUCAUUGAUACUAAACCGUCUUUGUUUCAUUGAGACUAGACCCUCUUUGUUUCAUUUAGACUAGACCCUCUUUGUUUCAUUGAGACUAGACCCUCUUUGUUUCAUUGAGACUAAACCGUCUUUGUUUCAUUGAGACUAGACCUUCUUUGUUUCAUUGAGACUAGACCCUCUUUGUUUCAUUGAGACUAAACCCUCUUUGUUUCAUUGAGAUGAGACUAAACCGUCUUUGUUUCAUUGAGACUAGACCCUCUUUGUUUCAUUGAGACUAAACCGUCUUUGUUUCAUUGAGACUAAACCGUCUUUGUUUCAUUGCACUUUGUACUUUUCUGCAAACGCAUUAGAAGAUUUCCAUGUCAAUUUUAUGUCCUUGGAUGUCAAUAUUAUGUCAUUGGAGCCGUUAAAAUUACAAACAGAAAGCAUACAGCGUCCCUUCAAGGCUUGGUUUGUACAGCACCAGGUUUUGUACACACAGAAAAACAGAGCUAUUUAAUGAUGGCUUUACUCGAGAGCUUUCCGAUAUUUUGUUGAUUGAUCUUCAUCGGGUGACAUUCCACAGUAGAGAAAUGGUCUUAAAGAGAAAAGUGCACUAGAUAGGAGAUAUGUAUAGAUCUUAAAGAGAAAUUGCACUGGAUAUGAUGUAUGUAUGUGUCUUAAAAAGAAAAGUGCACUGGAUAGGACACAAAUAUAGGUCUUAAUUAGAAAGGUGCACUGGCUAAUACAUAUGUAUAGGUCUUAAAGAGAAAAAUGCACUGAAUAAGACAUAUGUUGUGUAGGUCUUAAAAAGGAAAGUGCACAGGAUAUGACAUAUGUAUAGUAUUAAAAAGAAAAGUGAACUGGAUAUGACACAAGUAUAGGUCUUAAAGAGAAAAGUGCACUGGAUAUGACAUAUGCAUAGGUCUUAAAAGAAAAUUGCACUAGACAUGACAUAUGUAUAGGUCUUAAAGAGAAAAGUGCACUGGAUAUGAUAUGUAUAGGUCUUAAAAAGAAAAGUGCACUGGAUAUGUGUUACGCACUGUUAUCUGUAUAGAGAAAUUAAUCUCCUAUUUACAUGUAUGGCUCAUUCCAAGACCUUGCAUAACAAGACGAUACCAAUGAUAAAACAAUAGGAGAGAAUACGACACUCAAAACAGGGCUAACUACAAUUAAUACGUUUUAUUAAGUUACUAAUACUAAUAGUUACAAAAUAAAAGAAAUAUAAUUAAAAUCAUUAACUUACAAAAACUUACAGAGUAAUGUGUUUCUUGUACCGAUACAAAAGUGGAUGAAAAUUACAAUGUGCCAAACAAAGGUACAACGAUGAAAAGAAUUCACACAUAUAAGUAAACACAGCUCUAUCAAGAACAACAGUCUAAAACUAAUGCUAGCCUGACGUCCAGUAUUGUAAAAAUCUUAUCCUCCUAAAAAUAAAGCUUGCUCUGCUUUUUGUAGUCUGUUCUACAGAAAAUUCCAGGCGUAUUAGGCAUUGUAUUAGUGACUCGAAAAUUCUACUAUUUACUACCAUUUUCUACCACAUUGGAGUCAAGAAAACAGGUGAUAGAUUGGUUUGUGGUAAACAAGAUAAAAGGGAAUAAGCCACGCCCAGUACUAACGCAGCGUCUGCUAGAGUUCACAGCACGGGGGAAAUAUGACGUAAACACGUCGGCUACAUAACAAUAUGACACAAGUAUAUGUCUUAAAGAGAAAAGUGCACUGGUUAUGAAAAAUGUAUUGGCGUUUUAGAGGAAAUUGCACUGGAUAUUACAAAGGUGCUUUAGAGGAGAAUGCACCGGAUAUGACCACAUGCAUUGGUCUUAAAUAGAAAAAUAAAAAAUGUUCAUUUAUCCGUUUAAAAGAUAUCCAUUGAUACUAAAUCAUUCAUGAAAACAAUUGAAAAUCCAAGAUGGUUCAAUGGAUAUUUGGUCUUAUACUUCUAACUCUGGUUGAACAGAAUUUUAAAGAACUAAUACUUGCUACGUACCAAGUGUGAAGGUAGCGAUCAAGGUUAUAAGACUUAUCGCUUUACCAACUGUGAAAAUAUGGUCAGUGAAAUUUGGCAUCUGUAGAAAGAACCGAACACAGCAUCCAUCUAAACAGAUUGCUUCAAUUAAAGUGCAUUUUUAAACAAAUACUCUUAUUUUCAUCUUAAUGCAAAAUGUUUUUUUGUUAAAGAAAUCUUCCUUUUCCUUGUUAAUAUUAGUGUAGUUUUUGUUCACUCCAAACUAAUUAUACCUCUGGGGAGAAAAAAAACAAGGGGGUAGAUGUUUGGGAGAAAGGGGAGGAAGGGAUUCAAUUUUUUAAAUUGUAAUUACUGAAAUUACCUGGGUUAAUCAACAUACAACGGGGAAAAAAAAUCAAUUUGAAAAAUAAUAAAUUAAAACACUAAAUGCAUAUUUGUAUCGUUUUAGAAAUGGUCAAAAAUGUAUUUCAAUUUUUUUUAAAAUAAAAUGAAACAAAAGUUUUGAUUAAAGUUGUGCAAACAUUGUGGUGAAAAAACAAUUUAAAUGAUGGAAUAUUUUGUGCAGUGUUUAUAACAUACUGAUUUUGUUAUAAGAGACACCUGGGAAAAUAAUGUUUUAUUUAUUAUAUAUAUAUAUCAGUAAAUGAAUACGCUGAUUUUAACGUUUGAUUUCUUAAUGCUCUUUAUUUCUUUUUUUUUUUUCAGUUCUGAUCUUAGCUUCUUAUUCUGUAUAUAUUUUCAGCGCUUUUGUAAAUCAACUUAUCAUAUUUACUUUCAGAGUAGUAAAUCAACUUAAUAUGUGUAAAUUCUGUGCUGGUGUAAAUCAACUUAUUCUGUGUACUUUCCGUGCUGAUGUAAAUCAAUUUAUCCUGUGUACUUUCCGUGCUGAUGUAAAUCAAUUUAUCCUGUGUACUUUCAGUGCUGAUGUAAAUCAACUUAUCCUGUGUACUUUCAGUGCUGAUGUAAAUCAACUUAUCCUGUGUACUUUCCGUGCUGAUGUAAAUCAAUUUAUCCUGUGUACUUUCAGUGCUGAUGUAAAUCAACUUAUCCUGUGUACUUUCAGUGCUGAUAUAAAUCAAUUUAUCCUGUGUACUUUCAGUGCUGAUGUAAAUAACUUAUCCUGUGUACUUUCCGUGCUGAUGUAAAUCAACUUAUCCUGUGUACUUUCAGUGCUGAUGUAAAUCAAUUAAUCAUGUGUACUUUCAGUGCUGAUGUAAAUCAACUUAUCCUGUGUACUUUCAGUGCUGAUGUAAAUCAACUUAUCCUGUGUACUUUCAGUGCUGAUGUAAAUCAACUUAUCCUGUGUACUUUCAGUGCUGAUGUAAAUCAAUUUAUCCUGUGUACUUUCCGUGCUGAUGUAAAUCAACUUAUCCUGUGUACUUUCCGUGCUGUUGUAAAUCAACUUAUCCUGUGUACUUUCAGUGCUGAUGUGUCCGCCUUUGUAUCAUCAAUCUCCUCCAACCUGAUCGUGACGAAUGAUGGGAAUGUCACGUGGUUUUCCAUGGUCAUCUUCAAGAGCUCGUGCUCCAUCAAUGUCCGCUACUUCCCAUUCGACGCCCAGAACUGUUCCAUGCAAUUUGCUUCAUGGUCCUAUGACGGAUUUCAGGUAAACAUAACCUUUGACACUUAACCUCAGCACAGUUUCCCACAGCUCUGCAUUUCAUUCCUUUAUAACCAAAUCACUUUUAACUUAAUAAUCUCAUUUAUGAUGAUUUUGUUCCCAUUUUAAUCAUCACCCCCUUUCAUAAUGAAGCUAAAAGAUUUCGAUAUUUGACUGUUAAUGGUACCUUUAUUCUUGGAGUGGUGGUCCGAUUAGAUUGAAUGUACGGAACGAUGUCGUGGGAAACUGACGAAGGAUUUAAGGAAUCCAACUAUAUUUUGUAAAUUCUGUAUUGAUUUAUCUUCCCUUCAUCUCUAUUCAACCCCUUCUCCCUCCUCUCCCUUUCUCUCCCCCGCAUCUCCCCCUCUUCCACCUCUCACCCCUUUCUCUCCCUCAUCUCGCCGCUUCUCCCCGCCUCUCCCUGCCUUGCCCUCCGCCUCUCACUUUCCUACAAGGCUCCCCUUCUCCAUGACUCUCUUUGCCUCUCCUCGCCUCUCCACCCUGUCGCCUCACUCCAUGUCACUCUUCGCCUCUCCCUGCAUCUCCCCCCGCUCCCCGCCUCUCCCCCUCACUUCACGCCUCUCUUCGCAUCUCCCUACCUCUCCCUGACUCUCCUUGCCUCUCCCUGUUCCCCACCUCUACCCGCCUCAAAACGUAUUGCCUUUAAAGAAAUUCCUUGUACCUGGGGUUUAAGUUAAGGGAGAAUAUUUUGUUUGUUCAUCUAUAGUCUUAACAGAAAUCUAUCUCUAAAUCUUUAAAACUUUAAAAUUUAUGAUAGAACACGCAAUGAACUCACAACUCAUUGCAUUAAAAACGAUCACAAUUCCUCCGACGCCCUACUAAAAAGAAUACUUUUUAAGAAGGGAGAGGGACUCUCACUAUUAAACAGUAUAAAAAAUAAUCGAUAUUUCUUAGUUCUCAAACCAUGUAUCUAAGAUUAAAAUCACCGAAUGAUGAAAACACAUGUAUCUUCUAAUAACGUUCGAUCAUUGUGUUGAAAUCGAUGUCAUUGUUUAUUUAAACAGUAAAAAAAAAAAAAAAUUGGCGAUAUCUCCAUGUUGAUUUGUCUGUUGAAUAGUAUGAUUGAUGACGUAGCAGGGUUUGAUGACGUAGAAUUUGUGUGUUUUUCGUGUGCGUACUGUUAAAAAAGAAAAAACAAGGGGAAUCGGAAUAAACACAUUACAUUUGGCUCUGUAUGCGAGGUGCUGUCAGUUUCAGAUGUGUACACGAGGUAAAAGUUCGACAACUUCUGUAAAAUUGCAUUGGCCGUGUCUUUUGAUGAAGAGCCUGUCCCCCAAAGAGAGCUCGGUUCUUUUUAAAACCAUGCAAUUGUUUCCUUUAAACAUGUAUUAUUCCUAACAAAAUUUGAAUAUAUUUACUCCUAACUUUGUUUGACUUAAGACCCGAUUAGUACUUUAUUUUCUUUAUAUGAAGGGGUGACUUUUUCGCCUAACUCCAGGGCGAGGGGGGGGUCGUGAUUGGGGCGACAAAAAGUUUGACCCGAAGGGCGUGUUCAGGUGGAGGGGGCACCAACCCUAAUUACGUCACUGAUCAAUAACUAUUACAGAAUCAAUAUUUUGUUUAGCUUCCCUUCUUCUUCAUAUCACAUUGACUCAUUUGCUGCACGUAAAAUUUCAAAAAUUUUCAUGCAUUAAUUCACUUAGACUGGCUUUUAGUUGUUUUUUUUUAAUUUCAAUGCUAGCCAUUGACAGAUCAGAAAGAUUUUUCUUCACUGUCCAAAUGUUAAGGCACCAAAAAAUACGCAGAUAGAAAUAUUUGUGAACCCUUGCUAAGGAUUAAAAUUUCUUUUCUUUUUGCUAUAUUUCAUUUGUCUAAGAGCUGCUCUUUCAAUGCCUCGACUAAACUCGGAAUAUUAAACAAUACAUUCUCCCUGAAUCUAUCACCACCGAUCCUCUUCAAUGUAGUACUUUAUUCAUUUACAGCCAGACUAAUAUUUUACACAACACAAGUUUUUCUUGGACAAGACAACUUGCCUCUAUUUUUUUCAAGUCACCAUACAGUUGUGUUAGCAUGACUAACUGUUACAGAUAAAUUCUUAUAUCGCGUGUAAUGAACAUUUUAUUAUGUUAUAGAUUAAUUCCUCACUCUGAAUUUUGUUCAAUUAGUACUUAAUGCUUCAACGUUAUUUUUUUUUUUUCAAAUUUAAUUCAGUCUUAAUAAGUUAAAUCCGUGUUCAGUAGGUUUUCUAACUCAAGCUCAACUGCAUGUGACGCAAUAAUUGCUGCUUCAUUCUGCUAACUAAUAUUACAGUGACAUUGGCAUACCUUUAUAUUAUUUUAUAGUCUUGAGAAUCAAUCGGUUAUGAUAAGACUAUCAAACUAGUAGCCAGUGUAAUUCAAUUAGUCAAAUGUGUUUAAAAUUGUGAGGCAAUAUUAGGUUUUUCUAAGGUCUGGCUAAUAAGCCUGAAGAGCUGGGAGAAAAAAAAAGACUCCUGGAUAAAGAAUUGGUUAGUCAAGAAGUUAUUUAAAAUCUGGCUACCGUGAACCACUUGAAACGACCCUGACAUUGAAAGAGGAUUUCAGAGCAUUAUACAUCGGCAGAGUUAUCCGAUUCAAUGGUAGAAGCAAUAGGUCACAUGGAUAUAAAUAUUUGGACGUGUAUAUAAAUUAAGAUAAAUACAAUCACAUCUAUAACAAUGUAAUUAACCAUUCGGACAUAUUGUCCAUAUCAUGGAUACAUUUAUGAAUUGGAUAUGAAAAUGUCAAUGACACUUUAAUUAGUUGACCCAUUGGACGUACUGUCUACACCAUGGAUACUUUUGUUAAUGGGUUAUGAAGAUGUCAAUGAAGCUGUAAUUAGCUAACCAAUUUUACAUACUGACCAUACCAUAAAUGCAUUUAUGAAUUGGAUAUGAAGAUGUCAAUGACACUAGUUUAUUCAUUCGACAUACUGUCUAUACCAAGGAUACAUUUAUGAUUAGUUUGUGAAGAUGUCAAUAAAACUGUAACUACACCAAGCCUAUGAAGCAUCCGUGAGUCCCAAUUUAUAAAUCCUCAGGUCAACCUGCUGAUGAACACCGAGAAAGGGGACACAAGCAACUACGUCCCCAACAGCGAGUGGGAGUUGAUUCGCUUCAUGGUGGACAGGAACGUGCGCUACUUCUCAUGUUGUGAGGAGCCAUACCCAGAGAUACAUUUCUAUAUUGUUAUAAGGGUAAGUCAGACAUCGUCUUUUCUAUUUUACAAGGGUGAGUCAGAUAUCAUCUCUUACACUUUACAUGAGUAGUUCAAAGUUAGACAUCAUACAUGCAUGGGUAAGUUAUACACACAUUUCUAUGUUGCAUGCGGUUAAGUCACUAAUGAAGUAUUAAAUUUUCUUUGAGAAAGAUUUCUUAAGCCAAGUCCAACAACAAUUUAAAUUAUUAAUGGUUAAGUUAAUAAGACAUUUUUGAAACAAUAAAGAAUUGUAUUUUUUUCCUCAGUUUGUUUAAUUUCCCCAUGUAGAAUAAUGAAGCUACGUAUGAAAGGGGGAGAAGACCUAUUGCACGGUUCACCUCGCAGUUUUAUCACGUGUUCAACACUGGCAGACAAUCUGGAGAAGCUAAAAAUGUUUCGGUACAACUAAUAUCAGUUACAGAACUCGGGCUAACAUCUCCUCUCCAUUUUUUUUUUAAAAACAAUAAUAAUCUACACUAUGUUCAACAUAGGGUCUUUUUCUGUUCAACAGCGGCGGCCCUUGUUUUAUAUUUUCAACAUGAUACUUCCGUGCAUCCUCAUCACCCUGGUGGCCCUGCUAGGGUUCUACAUCCCGUCCGACAGUGGUGAGAAGGUGACCAUGGGAAUCACCACUCUGCUGUCGAUGACCGUUUUCAUGAUGCUGGUCACUGAGAACAUGCCACCAACGUCAGAUGUGCUGCCUCUCAUAGGUCAGUCACUGCUAGCUGUUUAGGACUCGCUUCAUUGCUCGACAUCUGACAUUGCACGUCUCACUUCAUUACUUGACGUGUGCCUUUUUAUGUAUCACUUCAUUACGUGACAUUUGAAAUUGUAUAUUUUACUUCAUAACUUGACAUCUGAAAUAUUUUAAGUCUCCUCUUUACUUGACAUCAAACUUCAGUCGUAGGCAUAUGACAUUUUAAGACUCACUACAUUGCUCGACGUCUCCCCAUGUUACAUUAAUUAACAUAGGACUUCAUUACUGGGCAUAUCUGACAUAUGUCUAGAUUCUUGCGUCUAGAUCUUUGUAUCUAGAUCUUAGAACAGAAAGGCUUCUUAGAAAUAGAUUUAUUUGGCUUUGCUGGAACAUAAUUUCCAGCGCCAGAUUUUUAGUUUUUGUAAUUUGAACAACAUAUUAUUUUAUCACCGGUGUUUGCUGCAAUUGGGGGUAAGAAGGCUAUUCUGAACGGGAGUCAUAAAAUUCAACAAAAUAUACAGUCGAGGUAGUAUCUUGGUAGCAGUACUUAUCAGAAUAAUGUAAAACAAAUUUAAUUAUCAGUUCUUUAGGGAGUGAGACAUUUCUUUUUAGUAUUUUUUUUAUUUUUUAUUAUGUAACGCUUUUUGAAACACAUAUUAUGUCUUCAAUUUAUUUUACAAUUUUAGGUUUAAGAUAUUCAAAGUAUUUAUUUUUCCAAGUAUAUGUAACUGUAUUCAUGAUGUUACCCUAUCAUUUACUUCCUUCAACAUUCAAGACAUUACUGUAUCAUGUACUUCCUACAACACUCAUGACAUUACUGUAUCAUGUACUUCCUACAACACUCAUGACAUUACUGUAUCAUGUAAUUCCUACAAAACUCAUGACAUUACUGUAUCAUGUACUUCCUACAACAUUCAAGACGCAAUCGUUCCUCAGGUAUCUAUUACGGGAUGACUAUAUUCAUUGUCUCAUUCGCCACGGCCAUGACAGUCUUCACGCUAAACAUCCACCACAAAGGCACAAGUGGAAAGCCAGUUCCUAACAUCAUAAAAAGAAUCUGCUUUGACCUCCUAGCCAAGAUGUUCUGCAUGAAAGUGGACACUUGGGAGGACCCCCCGCCCGACCUGGUUAGAAUUCCAACGACCAUUUAGAGCUGCUUCCUUGAUAUAAACAUGUAUACAUUUCCCGAAAAAUGGUAACAGCACGUCUGACAAAUGGACAACGUGAUUUAAAUAGAACGUUUCAGAAACUAGCACUUAGACAUUUACAAACAAAACUCAGGGGGAAAAAACGUAAAUGACUCGAAGUGCUCUAAAUGGUCAUUUUUUUGUUCUUUUGUUUUUUUCUUUGUUUUUUUUUUGUUUGCAAACUGUGGAAUGAUUUCCAUAUUUGAAUGUCUCAAUGUCCUAGCUCAAGGUAACGACAGUAUGAGUUUUAAGGUAAAAAGAUUACGCGGUUGACGCACUGAUCUGUGUUCCAGAGAUGUUUGGCAUUGAUUGAAGUGUGAUGCUUGCUGGCUGUCACAGUCAACUCUAUGUACCUAUGUUAUUAAAUGUUUCAUAAUUUUUCUGUUUAAAAAAAAUGCCGUUUCAGUUUUGCAUCAAAGUGCAUGGAUUUUGCCAUACAAAGAUAUCUCAAGGCAUUGAUGUGUAGAUUAUAUAUUUGAUUUCUUAAAUUUCUCUUUUUCAACUGAUUUUCCAGAGAGCGAUGCAUGGCGCAAAGGCCUAUUUGCUUAUAAUUUCUUAAGGCAGAUAUAUAUGUUUUUUAUAGACAAUAUUAUAGAGUUAUACAAUUGACAUAACAUCCAAAGUUAUUAUGGCACACAAUAAGAAUCUAAUACCCACUAUCUUAACAUAAAAGCAUACGCGAAACACGUUUACGUGAAGUAUUCCUUCAAUCCUUUAGGACGUAACAUCAGAUAGUUUCUAACAUUUGCCAUCAAACGUACUACUCUCGAUCAAAUCGUUAAAAAAAUCAAACUAUGCCUAUAAUUAAUUCUAAAAGCCAUCAUGUAUUAACACAUGCUAAAAGUCUUUAUUGGCAAACAUUUUCCUAAGCUGUAUUUAAAAAUAUCUCGCUUUUUUGCCUUUUAUUUCAUCGUCCAAAUACAUUUAUAUGUGUUUUUUAUUUAUCAACAUUAGAGAUGCCAUUCACGUGUAAGAUAAUUAAUUUAAUUUUAACGUAAACGAGUUGAGGUUAAAGUUAUGUGAUACCACAUUCGCUGAAAUGGAACAUGUAUUUUACUGUUAUUGAUGUGCGACUAUUUCAGUCUUGAACUCUAGACAAGCUGCACUUACCGAAUUGUAGUUCAGUUAAAAGUUUAAAUGUAUUCAUAGGGUUUUAAUUAAUAAUAAGUUGAACUUUUCCUUUAAUUCUCUUCUUUGGUUCCAGCGAAGAAAACGUAAACUUCACAAGGUCGGUCAACCACACGAAUUGCAAUUACGUGACAUUUGGAUUAUAUCCCAAUAUCCAUUUAUCAGGAUUUUUUCCCCAAUCAAAACCGAACCUACGGACACUUCCUCUCCCAUCUUGAGGUCAUCGAAACUCAAAAAUAAAGCAUGAGCAUGAACACAGAUCACAACUCAAUUAGAGAUAAAAUCUUGAUCAGCUUUGGGAUAAUUAUUAUGAUUCUAAAAAAAAUGAUUUUUGUCUUGUUUCUUUAUUCCCUUGUUUUCUGGAUUCAUCCAGUUUGCUCUUCGCCCCACCACUGACGUGGAACAAGGACGAACUGUUUUCCUGUGUUUAUAAGUUCUCAUUUUGUUAUAAUUUCCUUUCAGUUCACGCCUGAUUGCAAUGGUGUGCCCGGCGGAUCGUCCAAUUAUAUCCGUUACAAAGUCGCAAAUCAAGAAGACACUGAUCAACUCAAUUUGGUAUGUCCCUCGCCGGUCCCUCGUCACUGAUAGCAUAGGCCCCUUGUCACUUGCAGCCUCUACCCUGAAAGGAAAAGGGGGGAAGCUAAAUGACAACACUAGCAAUACGUACAAAGAUAUAAACACACCAGUGGUGUAGCUAGGGAUUUGGGGGCCGGGGGGGGGGGGGUUUUUGGCCUCUUUUUGGGUCCCUGCAUUUUGAUUCGACAUUAUCUAAUGUAAGAAAAAAAUUCAGACACGCCUUUAGGGGCCCAACUCAAGUAGGGGCCCGGAGGGACUUUCGACUUUGUACCCCCUCCUCCCUUUCCCCUAGCUACACCACUGAAACACACUAUGUAUUUUAACUUGGUGCCUAGAUUUUCAGUUUAUUAUAGGAUCAAUUUUGUUGGAUGAGAUUAUGUUAAAAAGUUCCCGAAACCCCAUAAUUAUAAACUCAUGCACCAUAUGAAUGUUUAGCAGACGUCAUAAUUUAUAAUUCUAUGAACGUAAUCAGCUUUACUGAAUCUAAAUCCUGGGUACUAGUUUUUUCCUGUUUCGCAAUGGCUUAACUUUUUUUUUUUUUUUUUUUUUACGAGGCAUAUUUUAACUACCUUUUAUAUAUAAUUAAUGUCCUUUAUAAUUAAAAGUUUUUUUCUCCUGGGUAUUUGUUUUUUCCUUUUUCGCAAUGGCUUAACUUUUUUUUUUUUUUUUUUACGAGGCAUAUUUUAACUACCUUUGAUAUAUAAUUAAUGUCCUUUAUAAUUAAAAGUUCUUUUCUCACAAAUAAAAUAUUUAUAAUCCCAGAAUCGUCUAGCUUUAAGGCUCGUAUGCAAUCCUUCACAAAUCCGCGUGGUGAACAUUGCACCUUUUCAUUAAAAAUGCAUCAAAGCUAAUCUAAUGUGUAUCUUAUGUGCGCGCGCACGCACUUCCGCUAUGGAUUUUACAUCCUAUUACUCCGGGUGAACCUCGGCCUCCUGGUCACCGAAUAACUAACACACACUGCAACAUGUCUGCAUUAACAUGGACAGCUCAAUUAACCAGCUCAUAAUAAUAAUCACAACUACAUCAGUUAAUUACAAACUGGACUUCAUUUUUCUUUGAAUAACUUAAAGCAUUCGACACCCAAAAAUUAAACCAGGUGAGUUCCGAGCCGCGCCCCCUAGAGACGGCAGGUGGAGUAGUGAGUACGACAUCGACCAUGACAUGCUGGCAUGCGGUUAUUCAAAUCGGCUGAUUUAUAUUUUUUUUAUUUUUAAAGAAGAAAAAAGAUGAAAACAUCUCCUUUAUGCUAUUUGGUGUUUAUGGCAUAUAAUAGCGCUCUGUGCAUUUAGACUUCAGUUUGCAUGUGUAUCUGUUCAUGCUUAAUAACUGCAUCAAAAGGAGAGAGCAGAUAGAAGGAAAGUAAGACAAACACAUCUUUGGAAUAAGACGUGUCAAAGUUGUUUUGAAAAAAAAAAUAUAUACAAAUUUUCCAAAUAAUGUCUAAGCCAAACUUCUAAUCACCAGUAGAUUUCUUUUAGAAAUAUGUUAAUUAAUUUUACUUAAAUAAAAAAUAACUCAACAAUUCAUGACCCCUCCAAAUCAUUUUAACUUCCCUGACUCAUUUGUUAAAAAAUAUAAUUAAAAUUUAAUAAAUGCAGUAGAAGUAGAAAGUAAGUUUAAAAAAUGGAAGAUUCCUUUUUUUUAUUUUUAUACGCGACAUUUGCGCUCAUGGAAUAAUCAUUUUCAAAUCACCUACCCUCUUCCCAUCUUAUAACUGUUUCAUACGUCAUCGUUGCUUUUUUUUCAGGAAUUGAAGCCAGUUAAUGACAUGACGCAUGUCAGCCGAGUUGACAUCCCGACGUUGGACGGUGACACCUACCAGGGCAACGGGGCGAUACCCAGGGCGUUCCCCGGGUUCCGGAGGUCAAACGGCACAACGUCCUCCACGGACCAGGUGGGCACGGAAUGCCCCCCGUUCGAGGCGUACUUCUCCAGGGUCCUCCAGCGGGUGUAUCAGACGUUAGAACGCAACGACAUCCGCCUGGCCGAGCACGACCAGAAGGAGGGCAUGAAACUGGAAUGGCAGCAGGUGGCCCAAAUCACGGAUCGUCUGCUGCUCAUCUGCUUCGUGUGUGUAACGUUGACCAUCACAGGCGUCGUGCUGCUGGCCUCCCCGGCGUCUGUCAAUGUAUGA